ACAAGGCCUUGGAUUUUGCACCUCUAUUUCUCACAAUUAUUUAUUCAUGCAUACUUCCCUUUGAUUGAGCCAUAACAUAACAAAAAGUAGUGGCUUGUGUUGUGUGAGCCAAAACAUGGAGGUGGAUCAGAUGCAGAGACAGUGCUUGGACUACACCAAAUCCUUAUUCUUGGAGGGCUUCUUGGAUGGUCAAUUUGUACAACUACAGCAGCUACAAGAUGAGAACAACCCCGACUUUGUAGUUGAAGUCGUCUCACUCUUCUUUGAAGAUUCUGAGAGGCUUCUCAAUGACCUUACCUUUGCUCUAGAUCAGAAAAGUAUUGACUUCAAAAAGGUUGAUGCUCAUGUUCACCAGCUAAAGGGUAGCAGCUCAAGCAUAGGUGCACAGAGGGUAAAGAAUUGUUGCAUUGCUUUCCGCAACUUCUGUGAGGAACAGAACAUAGAUGCGUGCCUCAGUUGUCUGCAACAAGUAAAGCAAGAGUACUGUCAUGUCAAGAAUAAGCUUGAGACACUGAUCAGGCUUGAGCAACAGAUAGUGGCAGCUGGUGGGUCAAUCCCAACGAUGGAGUUCUAAGAAUGUUAAUUUGUAAAGGGAAGUAAGAGUAUUUUGUGAUCCACUUGUUCUUUGGUGAAAAUUCUCUUUAAUGUAAUGUCCCUGAUAAUUGUAUGGAUUAUCUUUCAUGGAGAACUCAGCUAUGUUUCCAUUAAGUAUACCUUUUUUUGCAUAAAGAAACAGCCUAAUUUGUGAUCUCUUGCAUGCUUUAAUGAAGAUUGAUAGCUUCAAAAUCACAAA
Molecule: messenger RNA, 793 nt
Organism: Cajanus cajan (pigeon pea)
Lineage: Eukaryota; Viridiplantae; Streptophyta; Magnoliopsida; Fabales; Fabaceae
Product: histidine-containing phosphotransfer protein 1
Biological process (GO): phosphorelay signal transduction system; cytokinin-activated signaling pathway; phosphorylation
Cellular component (GO): cytoplasm; nucleus
Molecular function (GO): histidine phosphotransfer kinase activity; protein histidine kinase binding
Source: RefSeq, a predicted model, not a curated record